GCAACGGUCACUCUUAUUUCAUCAAACGAAACGGACGUGUUUCUGCAGACUAUUUACAUUACAAAAUUGUUUGUAACAGAUAGUGAGCCGUGUAUACAUAACGAGGUGAAGCAGACGAUGCACUAAUGUAAAGGCGCAGUGCCAGAGCAACUUUUUGGCGUGUUCCCCGCGUGGAACUGCAUUUUUUUUUGUUUCCUUCCUCAGUUUUGUGUGUGGAGUGCGAGCGAGAGAGCGUGCUAGCGAGCAGGAGCAGAACGAACAAAUUACCGUGAAAUUUUAGCACUAGCCGUACGUUAUUUUGUAUAUUUGUACGCAUGUACGUGUACGUGCCCCUCGUCCGUCUGCACAAAUGCAGAUGUGCAUGUGCAUCACAGUGAAUUGGAGUAUUUUUAUACAUGGAAUAUCUGAGCUAUUGUAGUAUUCCGGAUAGAGCCAACAACCACAAAGACGAGGAGUUUCCACGAGAAAUAGGAAAAAGGAACGGAGGAGCAAAUAAGCAGCAGCAGGAGGAGGCGUAGAGCUUGACCAGGUGUCAAGGGAAGCCGGAUAGGCUUAAAGGCAGGUCUACCUUAGGAACUAAGAAAUAGGAUAAAUCGAAUACCCUUAUAAUCAUCACAUCUACCAAUCGAAGCACAGGAAGCGAUCCUUCGAAGGUCCUCCUAUGUUCCCUCAACAGGGAGGGGGUGGGAAGGGAACCAGGCCACAGUCGACACAUCAGCAGAACCACAACCAUCAAGCCCAGCAUCACCAGGCGACGCACUCGCACCACCAUCACCUCCAGCAACAGCAGGAGCAGCAGCAGUCCCACGCAGUGUUCGUCCCGAACCACAGCGGCCUGCACCACCACCAGCAGCAGCACUUACUGCAACAGCAGCAGCAGCAACACCAACAACAAGCAGCCGUCGCCGCCGCUCAUCUUCAGCAACACAUCCAACAGCAACAACAGCAGCAGGUGCAAGCCCAGGCCCAGGCGCACCACCAGCCGGUCAUCUUCUACAAUACCCAGCCGUCCUACGCCGCGCAUUCCGCGGCGGUUAACAACAGUGCCAACGGCGGCGGCGCUACCCUCCAACUGAGCGCCGCCGCCAGUUCCAACACGUUGGGACAUCCUCUUACUGGUGGUCACCAUGGUGGAGCAAAUGGCGUGGCGCCGGGGUCAAACAUGCCUCGUGCCCUGAGCAACCCAACUCUACCACCCCACUUUCAACAAUCAGCUGGCCUGAUCGCACCUGCCGGCGGAAAUGCGGGUGGACCCUACAUUUCCGCCACCUAUAUACCAAUUAAUCAGACCGGACCUCUGAUGGGCAUGCAGCCAGCUGUGACCUUUCCCACUAACGGAGCGGCUGGAGCUUCAUUCUAUGCGGCUGCGCCACCUCCUCCACAACAGAAACAGCUUCCUCCCACUGCUCAACAACAAGGUCCAGGCGGGGCACCGGGAGCUGCUCAAACGCCGACACUAGCUUACUACCAACUUGGGCCGAACGCUCAAAACUCUGCUGGAAACAACGUGGUUAGUGGUGCCAAUACACAUCGCGGCAAUAUGCGCGGAGGGCAAAGAUCUACUCCCACCGCCCAACAUACCAACUACUUUACCGCAUAUACCAUGGCCCCAGGAAAUGCCCAACGUCCCGCUCCGACAAAUGUGGCUCCAAUGAUGAACUCGCGCAGCGGUGCACUGAACGGAGCUGCUGCUUUUCAUCAUCUGCCGCACAACUUUGGCAUUCCCAGUUUGGCAUUGGGACCGCCCGCCGGGAUGACGACCCCUAUUUUGGCUCCGGCUGGAAUGCAGGCGCCGCCACCCCAACCACCAGGCGGGCUGCACACAUUUGCUCCGCACUUGCAGAGCAACAGCGCCACCACCUUACCUAGUGUCCCAAGUGUGACUGGAGUUCCCGCGGUGGCCAGUGGUUUUUCAACCACCUCGCUUCCAACUCCGUCAGUAACAACAGCACCGCAACUGGGGGCCAACAGCGAUAAGGUAUGCAAGCGCAAAUACGCCAUUCCCAUCAUCCAUCCUGACACCAUGGAGAAUGUGAUGGAUGGAUGGAAAAGAUCGGUUUUUAUAAAAAAGGACUCAAACUCGACACUAACACAGCACACAGAUCUGGACACAGCUCUGGAUGACAAUAGUACCUUGUGCCUGUACCAGGCGCCCACUCUGAUGGACUCUGGCUCGGGGUCAUCGUUAUUGUCUGGCGCAAUGGUAGAUCAGCAGAUGCAGACUGUGAAGCCGGCGAGUUCCCUUAAGCAGUCCGUUUCCUUGGAAAAGGUGCCAGAAGCGGUGUACUGCAAAGACGCUGUCGGUCAGGACGUACACCCAUCGCCUCCACCCAAAUCAACGGAUAAAGAUCAGAUCAGCGUAAUUGUAAAAGACAUACUAGCCCACUCGGGCAACGCAGAAGACCAUCUAAGCUUCUGGCAAUAUAGUGACGUGGACAAUGUCACGGAGACCCACAAUAGCCUGCCGCUAGUACAGUCGGACUUGCCCGAUACAACCGAUACGUGCCAGCAGCCAGUGCUUUUCCAAGAGCAAGCCAAAAAGCAACGUCCCAAAUUGGCCAACAAACAAAGUACAGCUACGCCAGCAUCCAUAGCGAAUGACGUAGCUGAGGCAGCAGCCAGCGGUUGCCCAGGCGUCUCCAUCCUGUCCAGAGGCCAGUCGAUGGUAACACCAGCUGGCCCCUCGACACCCCCGCCACCUUCGCGUGUCGCCCAGCAGAAGUCGACCAAGUCGAUAGUUACCACAGCUGUAGCUGCGUCGGUUAAGCCAACAACGGGUUCACCCAACAGGAAGUCGAGUAUUCAAGCCGCCACCUCGACUACGACCAGUUCGGGUGCCUCUUCGUCGACAGCCUCAACACCGACCCACGCAUCUAGUAAGCUUAAACAGCAGCCUGUUAACAAUCUGCAGCAUGGAAAGCAGAUUCCAGGAAAAGUAUCAACUCCAGCAUUACCACCGACUGCUUCACGAAUCUCGGCCGCUGUUACCCUGCUUGCCGGCACCGCGAACAUAACAACCACUACCAACUCGUCCAAGAAACAACGGCAGGCCCAAAAACGGGCCAGGGAGCUGGAGAAGAAAAAACAGAAAUCCUCGAUAACAAGCACUACAAGCACUCAAGGGCAGAACAACAAUGGCAAGGGCAAUGGUAAUGGCAACGCCGCGCUAGAAAUUAACACAAAUAGCAACAAUGCUGCCACAGUGACCACAACAUCAAUGAGCACACUGACCACAACAACCACGGCAACAGCACCCACAACCAAACAAGAAACGGCGGCUGUCGAUGACAAGGAGACGGCGCAACCGACGACUGAUACGCUUAGUGCAACUAGUAAUAAUACUAAAGUAAGUUCUAUUCUAAGAGACAAAAAAACUAUGCUCAAUCCCAAGGAGCAAUUGACAAGCCACAACAACAACAACAAUAAUAAUAAUGAGGAUGGCAUCGAAGCGAAGGUGGAAAGCGAUCCUGAAUCUGACAUCAAAGACGACAGCAUGUCGAACAUUACCGGAGAGAAGUCGGAGAAGCAUUUAGCCAACGAAGAGAUUGUGGCCAAGUUCCUGCAGAAGGACAGCCCCGACACAUCCGUUGUGCACGCGGAGACGCAACAGCUUCAAUUCCUUAACAGUAGUAGCUCAGUUUGUGAGGAAGAUGAGCCAGUUCCGGUGAUCUCUGAAGGAGUGACCAAAACGGAGGAGAAUGCUGAGGCCGAAAUCAAGUUCGGUGAUUUUCAUGAGGAUCCACGCAACGACACAGGUUUCAUAUGCAGCUCCACAUGGUCAAGUUCGACGAUCAGUAAGGCGGCGGAGGACGACUCAUCGCAAAGCAGCAGGAGUGCAGAUAAUGUGGAUUGUGCUCCCAAGGUUGUCGAACAAAUUUCUGAAGAGAAGAGCGCAAGUAGCACGAAGAGCUCUCCGGUACAUAAGGCAACUGGCUCAGGACCGGGGUCCCCCAAAACAAAAGAGCUGAAGUCGAAGAGUCCCAGUCCGAUUCCAGUUCCUCAGGUUCCCAAAAACUAUCGCUACAGCAUUGAAACUUUACGUGAGCUUGCCAAGCGAAGAGACUCACGUAAGCCACCUAUGGUGCCCUGCCAGAAGGGCGACUGCAUCUCACAGCUGUUCGUAUCGCGCCAGCAGCAACCGCAGCAGCACCAUGGCCAGCACAUCCAGCAAUACCAGCAUAUGAGCUUUAACGAAUCAUUGGACUAUGUGCCCGGGAAGCGUGGUCGUGGUCACGGACCCAACAAGAAGCACCACGACCAACAUCAGCAAAUGGGCGGUUCCAGUGGUAUGGGCAGUGGAAGUGGCGGAGGAGGUGGAAUUUCGAACUCCAGUCAGCGGCACAUGGACAUUAUCCGCGUGCAGCUAUCUCUUAAGGAGGAGAUAAAGCUAUCCGAGUGCGAAAAUGCGUGGCAGCCAGGUACUCUGCGCCGCGUUUCAAUGGCCGGUGGUCAGGAUGAAGAUGACGAUGUCGAGGGAGUGCUGAAAAAGGUGCGCGGUAUUCUCAACAAACUGACGCCGGAUAACUUUGAGGUGCUGCUUAAGGAGAUGUCCAGUAUCAAGAUGGACAAUGAGGCUAAAAUGACAAAUGUCAUGCUGCUGAUCUUCGAGAAGACAAUUAGUGAACCGAACUUUGCACCCACAUAUGCCCGCUUCUGCAAGGUACUUUUCCACGAGAUCAAGGCCGAAAACAAGUCUCUUUUUACCAGCUCGUUGAUCACCCGCAUUCAGCAUGAAUUUGAAUCAAAUGUAAAUGAUGCCAACGCAAAGUCCAAGAAGCUGCAGCCAACAAUGGAGCGCAUUAACCAGUGCUCGGACCCAGCUAAAAAAGCCGAACUGCGCGCCGAAAUGGAGGAUCUGGAAUACCAGUUCAGACGACGUGCUUGGGGCACUGUUCGUUUCAUCGGCGAGCUUUUCAAGCUGCAGUCGCUGACCAACGAUCGAGUUCUUAAUUGCGUGGAGUCGUUACUCGAACACGGAUGUGAGGAGAAACUGGAGUAUAUGUGCAAGCUACUGACCACAGUGGGUCAUUUGUUGGAAUCUAGUCUGCCGGAGCACUACCAGCUGAGGGAUCGCAUUGAAAAGAUAUUCCGCCGCAUCCAGGACAUUAUAAACCGUUCCCGAGGUACAUCGCACCGCCAACAGGUCCACAUUAAGAUCAGCAGUCGAGUGCGGUUUAUGAUGCAAGAUGUGCUCGACCUGAGGCUACGCAACUGGGAUCAGCCAGCCACCCAUCAGUCAGGACAGCAGGGCGGACGCGGUCAACGACACAAGCAGCACGAUGACUCCAAGGAUCAGUCCCACAGCACCGGUGGUGGUCGUGGAGGGGGAAUGAAUCAGCACCAGCAGUCGUCGACUCAUCACCAGCACCAAAAGCAUAAUCAGCACGGUCACGAUGGCGGAAACUACUUCAUGCAGAAGAUGCCAAACAAACAGCAUCACGAAAAUCAGACCCUAAGCAUAGAUCCCAGCAAAUUGCGAUUUAGCAACAGUAGUGCCACCGACGAUUCAAUUGCUAAGCUAGGCAACUCUUCGCACUACCAGUGGCGCAAUGUCGGCAACCGUCCGGUCAGUUCAACGCAAGUAAAUGCAUCAAAUGCGCCUCCGCCUACAUCCUUGUUGAAACGGCCAGGGCAAAACUACAAAUUCUUGCCGUAUCAGCAGCCUUCGGCGGUUGCGGGCACUGCCAAUGCACCUGCUGGCGGUAACAAGAGCAAUGUGGAAGUAAAUGACGCAUUCGAUGGCAAGCAAUGUCAGGGGCUAAUUACAAAGCUAGUCGAGGAGGCUCUUAACACGCGCGAAUGGCAACCGGAGGUCCUAAGUAUAUGGCGUUCGCAUAGCGGCUCGCAACAGUCGAAGACUUUGUUCCAUUUACUCACGGACUAUUUGCACAAGUCUACGGUGAAGCGUCAGCACCGGCAAGCCUGCGGCAAUAUCUUUGCUUAUCUAAUGGACAAGGAUGCCGUGGAGAAGGAGAUUUUUGAAGAAGCCUACUCCCGGUUUGGCGACGAUUUUCCUGAUCUGCUGGUGGAUGUACCAAACGGCUGGGGCUAUGUAUUCGAGUUCCUGGGGCCCAUCAUUCACUCGGGCCAUUUGGACCUAAAAGAUGUUUGGCAGCGGCGCUGGCUUGAUGACUUUUUCUUUGCCGAGCGUUUUGUGUACGCCUUUGUUAGCUACUUUGUUCAGGAAUUCGGAGCCGCCUAUGCACGCAAGUUGUGGCACAACGAUUACAAGCUUGAUCGAGGCCAGCUUUUCUGGAGCGACGUGCGCAAGUAUCGGGAGUUUGUACAGUCGCACAGUUUUUACUUUCUGGACAACGGACCCGGACAAAAUCAAGGACAUGCCAAAGUUAAGGCGCCCACAACUCCACGUUCGCCGGUGGAACAUGUAGAGCGGAUUAGACACCUGUUAGCAAUAUCUUGCGACAUGGCCAUCGACUACAUAAACACUAACGUGGCCAUCAAUGACAAGUUUGUGAGGCAGCUCACUAGAUUCCUGUGCUGUGAUUUCGCCCUGACUGUGAUGACAAAUACCCACAACAACAUCAAAAGCGGCGGCAACUCUAAACCGCUGCAGCUGAACACCGAGAGCUUCCGUAGCUGUUGCACUCCACUACUGCGACUGUGUAUCGACGCCCAGGAGGCGCUGGAGAUUGCUUGCAUAGACGAGGCUGUGGACGCUCUGCAGCAACACUUUAUGACCGAGUACGAGGACGACAUGGCUGCCGGCGAAACAAUCUGCAGCACGUUCAGCGUUCUGUACGAGAGCGAGGUGAUACCCAAGGAGUCGUUCGACAAGUGGUAUAAGCUAGAGAUGGCACAUUCGAGAGCCUACCGUCGCCCAUUCAUUGACAAACUGCGGGGUUUCAUCGAGGAGAUGUAGCUGACAAAACAUUAACCAGCCCAUCGGAUUGCAGAGAAACAAAUAACCACAACGAAGCAAACAACCAACCACAAACUGAUCCAUACGGCAACAUCGUUUGAAACCAUUCCUUAGACUAGGCGCGGUCGUAGGUGUCGAAGUCAAAAACAAUACCCAAACGAUCAUUUUAAAAUUUCACAUGUCAAUCUUACAACACAUGGGGUGUCUCUCUAACACAUUUGUUUGUUAGAUACGAGGAAUAUAUCUGGCAAAAUUAAGAUUUGCAAACACAUAGUUUGCACGAUGACUAGAUCAGACGUGAUGAAAAUUUUUUGUUUUUAUACACAGAUUUCUUUGGGAACCUAAAACUUAUCCAUUUCAUUUGUAUCACAACACGUUCCUUAAAAAACUCUAAAGAUUAUUCCCUUUGUAUGACUUGGUCAUAAUUCAGAUAAACAUAUUUACACAUUACUCGUAUCAAAAGAAUAAAAAAAAAAAACAAAAAAAAAAUUGCAAAACUAUGUAAAACUGAACCUACGAUGCCGAAAAAUAUUUUGAAGAAAUCAAAUUCUGACAAUGCCUUACCCAAUGUGAACUGGGUAUAGAAAUAUAUUUAUGUAUAUUUACAUAUGGACUAUUAAUUUUUGUAAACUCACAGUAUUUCGUUAAACAUUAAAAUUAUUGCGGACUUCAUUUAUAGAACUAGGUGCGUAGCUUAGCAUACUUUUCUAGACUUUAAACAGAAUUUUGUUUAUUUUACCUUUCAGUACAAAGCAUUAUGAACUUCGUUUUGUUUGAUUUUUUAUAAAGAACUACCAACAUUGAUUUACCUAUUUUCUAUGCGAAUGGCUCAAAACAAAUACGAAAAUUACUCCUUUCCUAACAGAUCUGUAUUUCCAAUCUCAAUUCUGAGGCUUCUUGAUUGACUCAGAAAUUUCACGUAUAUUAAAUCAAAUAUAUAUAUAAAUAAAUUAAAACAAUAUUAAUUUAUAAAAAAUUAUACGUACGUAUACUAAAAAAAAUGUAAAUUAUAAAAUUCGUAAAGACAUGUAAAGUAUUUAGCACACAAAGCAUGAUUAUCCAAAGAUAAAUCUUAAAAUUAGCUGUAAAAAGAAAAAAAAUACAGUAAUAUUAAUUUCGAAAAUAUAUAAAACCCAAUAUAUAGCUAUUUAAACCAAAUUAAACAAAAAAAAAAAAUAAUCAAGCGUGGAAGCAAACACAAGGUAACGAGAGAAAAAGCAAAAACAAAGAGCUCUAAGCCGCCUUUAAUUAGUUAUUUUUAUAAAAUUGAACGAAAAACAUACAACUAAAUUGAAAAACAAAAGCAAAUCAAUCUCAUAAAUUUAUAUAUAAAAUAUUUAAAGCGAGGAAACUAACAAAUGUAGCAAAAAAAAAAAAAAAGAGUUGUACUAGACUCGAGAAUUUAUGUAUAAACUUUGGGUUUUUUUUUAUUUUUACACUACAAGUGACAAAAUAUGAAAUUGAAUUACGGCAAAAGCAAAGGAAAUUGUACGCAUAAGAAUUAGCAAAAGAAAAAAAACAAACAAUGAAAACCCAAUGCAAAAACACAGUUAAAUUAAAAUAGUUAAGAAUUGACAAAACAGAAGGAAAAAAAAAACAAGCAAAAGGAAAAGAAUCGCUUCUGCACUAACAAGCAAAUAUUUCUAAAGCCAAGCUAAACCAUUUAUAAGCUUAAAUCGAGCAGUGGGCGUGGCACUUUAACUAGUUUCGUAGCAACUUUCGGCAGGCAUUCCAAAUGCUUUCGGCCAACUUCUGGUAUUAAUUUAAACAAGGCAAAAUGGUGUCCUGCAUUUUUAGCAGUCGAAGAAGAAGAUUGAGCAAAGUAACAGCAGAAUCCGAGCGAGUAGAAUACAAUACCCGACAGAAGCACACACAUGCGGCACCCAGGGCAAAAUAGAGAGACAGGAAAAGGGGCGUUUAAAGCAAGAUUAAACAGAAACUGUAAACAGCAAAUAAUAAAAUCGAAAAGUAAAACUCCAAGUCGUUUCAAUGUGGGCACCAUCCCCAGG
Messenger RNA from Drosophila melanogaster (fruit fly), 8889 nucleotides. It is a transcript of the gene eIF4G2, whose product is annotated as eukaryotic translation initiation factor 4G2. Gene Ontology annotation, molecular function: RNA binding. Lineage: Eukaryota; Metazoa; Arthropoda; Insecta; Diptera; Drosophilidae. The record is from RefSeq and is marked reviewed. The transcript has 7 exons. Bases 662 to 6880 code for a protein of 2072 amino acids.